Molecule: messenger RNA, 650 nt
Organism: Glycine soja
Lineage: Eukaryota; Viridiplantae; Streptophyta; Magnoliopsida; Fabales; Fabaceae
Product: late embryogenesis abundant protein Lea5-like
Exons: 2
Coding region: 131-424 (97 amino acids)
Biological process (GO): response to stress
Cellular component (GO): mitochondrion
Source: RefSeq, a predicted model, not a curated record
CCUAACGUGUGGUGCGCCUCCCCACAAAUACACACAGAAAGUUGGGAGGUGGUGGUAGCUGCUGCGAAGCGUUCUGCAACCAAUAAUAGCUUUCGCAGCAAAAGCAACGAUUCAAAUUCAACCUCCUCAGAUGGCACAUUCUUUCUCGCCAGCCAAACGCGCCCUUGCCUUUGCCCUUCAACGGCGAGGGUACGCAGUGGCGUCUGAUGCUUCUCCUUCGAUGAGAGGGGGAUUGGAUAGCAUUAGUGUAAUGGAGAAGGGUGUGACAAAAAAGAGUUCGGGCCCAUCGGGGACCUCAUCAGCUUGGGCCCCGGACCCAAUCACGGGUUACUACAGGCCCAUCAAUCACACCAAUGAGAUUGACCCGGUGGAGCUUCGAAAGAUGCUGUUGAAACACAAAGUCAGAUCAUCACCAUCCUUCUAGAUGGACAAAGGGGCACCAACACCCACACCUUAUUCCAUCAAAUCAUGUUUAUUUUGUUUUUGUUUUUUUUUUGUGUGUGUGUGUGUGUGGUUUUAUCUAUCUAUCUAUCUUUAUUUUCAUUUUUUUUUUCUGAAUUAUCUAUCAAUAUAUCUCUUCGUAUCUAUCCUUGUCAUACAUGAGCAGUGAACAAAGAAACAAAAUAGAUUUGGUUUUUGUUUUGUGGUUA